GCGCCGCAUCUCCUUCAGCCGCGGCGGUCGCUUGGUGGGAGCAGGGGCUUGAUGCUGAGACACGGAAAGACGCUUUUCCGGUCCCACGGAAGCUGGGACACUACCCACGGGAGUCACAGCCUAAGGAAACUCCCUCUCUGUGCCGAGCAGGGGGUGCGUGUAAGAGACGGAGUGGUGUAUGCAAAAUAAUCCAAGUCUGUUUUGGGGACUUAGUGGCGCAUAGGCAGAGCCACUGCCUGAGAUUGAAGCCUGAUCCACCAGGCGGGAGGCAGGUGCCGGGCCGGAGCCUCCGCUGGAGCCCGGAGGAGGAGCGCAGGGUCCCGACGCCUCCCCGCCUGCCCCGAUCGGCCUCCUCCCCAGGCCCGCGGCCGUCCAUUCCAGAACCUAAUAUGCCUUUGCGGGGCGCAAAUUGCCUUGUUCUUCCCCAGGUCUUCCCAGAGAAUCACUUGUUGCGGGAAUGUUGUGUUGAAGUCGUAGCAACUGUGACUUUUUAGUUGCAGAGAGCACGGUGUAUUUAAUGGAGAAAAUGCCCCGGGAAAGCACCGGCAACUGCAGGCCUGGGUUAUCCCAUUUGCAAGCCAUGUGUUAAGUGUUUUGCUCCCGAUUAGUACCCUCAGAACAGAGCUCAUUUUGUGUAAACUAUAGAAAUAACCAUGCUGUGAUUGUAUGACAUUUUUCUGGGGAUUUUUAAAUGAUUUUUUAAAAUAAAGCAGACGUCACACAAAAUGACUUUUCCUUAACACCACUGCCCCAACAGUCUGUCCCCUGCCCCCUGCUACAGCUCCCUGCAAUAAUAGUUUUAUGUGUUUUAUGCAUGAAAUGACUUGAAUUGUUAAUUUCAUUUGUGGAAUGCAUGCAGCUCUGGCUGGCCACAGUUUUGAAUAAGGCAAGUUCGCUUUAAGGACUUUAUUCCCUUUGUACAUCCUUCUUUCCAAUGAGACACUCAGGAAACUCAACGACCAAUCUUGGGAUUGUUAGUAACGUCACACUACAACUAGGGCAGGAUUUCUCCCUCGUCUGCCGUAGUCUCAAAUGGAGGCCUUUCAGGCAUUGAAUAAGCAGCUCAGCUCUUUGAACACUGAAGUUUCACAGUCUCCAAUCUAGCAGCACUGUAGUCUGUUUUAAAGAAAUUUUCUUCUGAGUAAGGAGAAGCCGGAGACAGUGGUUAGCCUCGGGUGAUCAUUCAGAAUUUUUUGAUGCCUUCUUAUGUGGAUAAAUCUCCAGCUGCUCUGGUGAUAGCCUAAGAAGACUGCAUGCUGCUCCCUCUUGAUGCCAAGCCAGGCCCUCUUGCAACCUCGGAUCUCAGUCCUUCAUGGAGACCAGGUCCCAGCAGGAAUGGCAGUGCAGGAAAUUGGCGCCCAGAUGGUUCUUCCAUGUGAAGUUGUCUCGGGCUCUGGGCUGACGAGAGAACACCUGGUAACCAGGUUAGCCCUCUGUCAGUCACCUAGGGCAAGGCAGCAUGGUGCGGAUUCAGAGGAGGAAGCUUUUGGCAUCUUGCCUGUGCAUCACAGCCACCGUCUUUCUGCUUGUCACACUCCAGGUCAUGGUUGAGCUGGGGAAGUUUGAAAGGAAGGAGUUUAAAAGUUCUAGUUUGCAAGAUGGACAUACAAAAAUGGAGGAAGCACCUAUGCACCUUAAUUCAUUUCUUAAGAAAGAAAGAUUAACUUUCCACAGGAAAAGAAAAUGGGAAUUGGACAGCUACCCCAUUAUGCUCUGGUGGUCCCCGCUGACAGGGGAAACUGGGAGGUUAGGCCAAUGUGGAGCAGAUGCUUGUUUCUUCACCAUCAACCGGACCUACCUGCGUCAUCACAUGACCAAAGCAUUCCUCUUCUAUGGUACUGACUUUAACAUAGACAGCUUACCUCUGCCUCGGAAAGCCCAUCAUGACUGGGCUCUUUUUCACGAAGAGUCCCCAAAAAACAAUUAUAAGCUCUUUCAUAAACCGGUGAUCACCUUGUUCAACUACACUGCCACAUUCAGCAGGCAUUCCCACUUGCCACUAACUACCCAAUACUUGGAGAGCAUUGAAGUCCUGAAGUCACUCCGAUACCUAGUUCCUUUGCAGUCCAAAAACAAGCUUAGAAAAAGACUUGCUCCGCUGGUCUAUGUACAGUCAGACUGUGACCCACCAUCAGACAGGGACAGCUAUGUUCGCGAGCUCAUGGCUUACAUCGAGGUUGAUUCCUAUGGUGAAUGUUUACGCAACAAAGACCUCCCUCAGCAGCUGAAAAAUCCAGCCUCUAUGGAUGCCGAUGGCUUUUAUAGGAUCAUUGCACAGUAUAAGUUUAUCCUAGCUUUUGAGAAUGCAGUUUGUGAUGACUACAUCACUGAGAAGUUCUGGAGGCCACUGAAACUGGGGGUAGUCCCUGUAUAUUACGGAUCCCCCAGCAUCACAGACUGGCUUCCAAGUAACAAAAGUGCUAUUCUUGUAUCAGAAUUUUCUCACCCCAGGGAACUGGCAAGUUACAUCAGACAACUGGAUUCUGAUGACAGAUUGUAUGAGGCCUAUGUAGAAUGGAAGCUGAAGGGUGAGAUCUCUAACCAGCGACUUCUGACAGUUCUCAGGGAACGGAAAUGGGGAGUGCAAGACGUCAACCAGGACAAUUACAUCGAUGCAUUUGAGUGUAUGGUGUGCACCAAGGUGUGGGAUAAUAUCAGGCUUCAGGAAAAGGGCUUAGCACCCAAAAGAUGGGAGGCAGAAGAUACCCACCUGAGUUGCCCAAAGCCCACGGUGUUUGCUUUCUCACCAAUCCGGGCUCCACCUUUGAGCUCUUUGCGAGAGAUGUGGAUAUCCAGCUUUGAACAAUCCAAGAAAGAAGCCCAGGCACUAAGGUGGCUGGUUGAUAGGAAUCAAAACUUUUCAUCUCAAGAGUUUUGGGGCCUAGUAUUCAAGGACUGAUUUCAAAAACUAUCAGAAUGAAACAGACUAAAGCCUUCUUGAGAUUUAUUUUCUAGGUUGCCUUAAUAUUUGAACGUAAUAGCUAUUCUGUUGACUAUCCAGCAGGAUAAUAAUUAGUUGCUGCAGUACUCAUAAUGAGCCCUUUCAAAGAGUAGAUGUAAAUUACCCUUAGGGGUUGCCUCUAUAUUUUUUAUACUAAAAAAUGAAAUAUUUCUUAUGAACACUGGUUAUCUUCCAUGUCCAUGUCUGUGGACCCACAUACUUACUGCCUUUUGUGGAAAUUCACCUAAAGUGAGCACUUUCCUUGUGCAGUGGAGGGAGACAAUCUAGCUAUAGAUUCUUGAUACUCACCUCACUCUCAACAGCUUAUUGGUAUUUGGCAAACCCGGUGUCCUGCAGCUGAGCAUGAACAUGAAAUACAUUAGAACUUGGAAAUGAGAGAUCCCAUCUGUUGGUUUCCAGGGAUGUAAGUGAGUAAUAAAAGCUGUUUCAAGUUUAUCCGCUAUCCACUCUUCAAGUGAAAAGAACAUAUGUGUGUCUACCUUCUUCAUACCCUGAGCCACCUCUCUAACCUUCUUUAGUUAUGCCUUGCCCUAUCGCCUCCCAUUUUCCCUUCAAAGUAGAAUGUCUUGUAAAGACACAGUAACUCCUGUGUGUUUUGACUAGUGAGAUGUUACCACUUAUCCCUUCUGCUGAGCAGAAUAAUAUCAAGAAUUGCUAUGAUUAUGAUUCAGUCUGGACAGCCUGGACAUUUUGAGCAGCGCAAGAGUAGAAGUGAAUACCCGCAGGAACUCCAACUGUGCUGAAGCUGAUUUGUCUGUUCGUAGGAUGAUGCGCAGCCUGUCAUGGUGGCAGCCACCAGCAUUCAGUUUGUAAGCAUUUCCUGUCAUUUCUGAUCCUGCCACAGAGAAGGUUGAGCUGUCCUGUCUGGGGCUUCUACUGGAGCACCUCAGAAGAAAAGGAGGAAAACACUGGUUCACGUUUUCUUUCCACGUGAGGGAGGGGAGGCUUCUAGAUGAUACUAAAAGCCUGCUGCCACUGUUGUGUCACAGUUUCUAUUCUUCAUCAUGGAAAGCUGCAAGCCUCAAAAGGCAGCCAGAGGACAGGAAGAGUCUGUGAUGCUCAUGUUUGUGUCAUGGCAUGAGGGGGAAUUGACAAGUGCCUCCUUAGCUUUGGCUCCUAUUGAAGACUGUGCCCUUGGUGUGCUUGGCAGUGAGCAGUAUCUUCAUUAGGUAGCUCUGGCUGGGCUUUGUCAGCCAGCAUUGAGAAAGGAGAACGAAAACCAAUACCUCCUUAUAGAAGCCAGAAGGAUCACAUUGGGUGAGAGAAGGUGUCUAUAACUGGGUUCUUCCUAAUCCCAGCUCUUUCAUUAACUAAAUAUGAUCUUGGACAUGUCUCUUAACCUCCAUGGGCCUUAGUUUUUACAUCUAAAAAGAAGUGAUUGCGCUGGUCUUGGAAGGUUUUUUGUUUUUGUUUUUUUUCCCUGUGUAACACUCUUAAUUGUUCAUCAACAUUUAAGAAAUUUAAUUUUGUAGAUGUUUUUACUAAAGAGAGUAACAAACUAUUUUGGAACCGCUGUAUAUUAUUCAAGGGAAGCACGCUGUUUGGAGGGAGGAGCAUACUUAAUGGGUGGUAUUGAGGAUGAAAGGGAAUUUCUCUCUGCCAUUUUAUUUGAUAAAUAAAUAAAGACUGGAAAGGGGGAUUGCUUGUUAAUGAUCAGAUUUUAAAUUGCAUAUAAAUGAAGUGAGUUGUUUUUUGUUUUUGAACCCUCAAAAGAAAGCCUGAGAGGUGAUUUAUGCCUCUGGCAAGAUAUUAUCAUGAUAACUUCAGUUCUCCUCCAUAAAUGCCUUAAGCAAAUACCCAGUGCUUGUGCGGCUGUGUGUGUCUUAAACCUCAACUUUUCAGGCAGUCUCGUUCCAUCUUAGUUCUUCAUCAAGUCCAUAGAUAAAAUCCUUUCUAAGCGUUUCUGAAGUAUGUAUCCCUGAACAAAUUUAGUGAAAUAAAAUCAUUAAUCUAUGUUGAUCCCA
Messenger RNA from Chlorocebus sabaeus (green monkey), 4926 nucleotides. Lineage: Eukaryota; Metazoa; Chordata; Mammalia; Primates; Cercopithecidae. The record is from RefSeq and is a predicted model, not a curated record.